AGAAACCCUAGUUCUUGAGAGUCAUAGAAACUAUUGGCCCAGAUCCAUUCUUAAAUGUUUAGAACAUUAUCAAAGAUCAAAUCAUAAUAGGAUCUCAUGGCAAAUAAGUGACUAACAUCUCAGAGUAUAGAUUCAUUCAAGAGAUUAACUUCCCUCAACACACCUGAAAAAUUCACAUAUUUAAAGGUUCAGAUAAACGUUUCACAUGCCUGAGACUUCUUCAGCAAGAAUGCCAGAUGCUCCUGUUGCAGAUUCUGAAAAAGGCAAAGGUAUAGUAAAUCAUCAACAUGAUUGGGAGCAUUUAUCUGCAGAAGAGAAGCAUGCUGCAGAAGAGAGUUUUGCAGUUUAUUGCAAGCCUGUAGAGUUCUACAACUUUCUUCAGCAUCGUGCUAACCAAUACCCAUUAUUUCUUCAGAGAUGUUUAGACUACAUGAUAAAGGCUAAGCGCAAGAAGAGGAUACCAUUGACAGUUUCCUUGUCAUGGAAUGGUGAUGAAACUCAAUCUCUGUUUCCUUUAUGCAUCUGUCUGGCAAGGCUGGAUCGAAAUGAUGAAGCUAAAGAAGGGGCCAAAAAGUAUCAGGCUAUUCGGAUAUCCACAAUUCACAGUUCGUCUAAAACUGAUGGGAAUGGGAAUACUGAAGUCCAAGCUAACUUUGUGCUUCCUGAACUUGAGAAGUUACAUGAGGAAGCUAAAUCUAGCAAAUUUUAUGUCUUCAUUUUUGCCUCUGUGGAAAAUCCAAUUUCAUUAUCUGAAGUCAAUGCCAGCAUGAGGCCUUGGGACGUGGCUUCUAAUGAAUGUGGAGAGAUAUGCUUAUAUGGAAAAAUAUCUAUGAAAAACCUUCAUUGGAUUUGGGAUAUGUAUCCAAAGAUUCCUGUGGAUCAGCUAAUCCGGAUUCAAUGUCGAAUUAAUUUGCUUCCAUGUAUUGUAAUGUAUUGUUUUCAAAGAAAGAGCAAGAUUAUCUCAGUUCUGGAUUCCAGGGAUUCUCCAGAUGAGAGGGACUUAAAGCAACUUGAAGUCACACUUUCUGUCAGAAAAUUAGAAGAUACGGAAAAAUCUUCUUACGACACUCAAGCAAACAGAGAAGUUGGAUCAUCGUCAUCAUUAUCUAAUAUCCAUCGGUUGAAACAAGGAAAUGUGUCAUUUAAUUACAGGUAUUACAAUAAUACGUUGCAGAAAGUGGAAGUUACGGAAGAUUUCUCUUGUCCAUUUUGUUUGGUUAAAUGUGCAACAUUCAAGGGCUUACGAUGCCACCUAUCAAUGUCGCAUGACCAUUUUAAUUAUGAAUUUUUGGAAUUGGAGGAUAUUCCAUCUGUAAAUGUGUCCGUGAAAACCAAUAUUUGGAAACCUGAGAUUAUUGGAGAUGGAGUUGACCCGAGAAUUCAAACUUAUAUCUUUUGUGCCAAGCGACCUAAGCGCAGAGACCAAUCACUCUUAGAAUCUGAAAUUCUUGCCAGCGAUACUGAGCUUUUGGAGAAACAUGAUGGUUCAAAUGCAAUUGUGUUGCAUACUGGUCCGGAUUAUGUCCCACCAGUUUCUUAUCAAGAUCAUGGGACAGCUGCAGUGCUACAGGUUGACCAGGAAGGGGUUUCAAAUGCAAUUGUGUUGCAUCCUGGUCUGGAUUGUGUCCCACCAGUAUCUGAUCAUGAUCAUGGGAUGCCUGCAGUGCUACAGGUUGACCAGGAAGGGGUUUCAAAUGCAAUAAUUUUACAUCCUGGUCCAGAUUGUGUCCCACCAAUAUCUGAGCAUGAUAAUGGGACUCCUGCAGUGCCACAAGUUGACAAGAGAAGCAAGUUAAUAGUUGAGCGCCGUGACCCAAAAAUACGGGAGUACGGGACAGACGAUGGGAGCCGGAUCUGA
Messenger RNA from Cajanus cajan (pigeon pea), 1858 nucleotides. NCBI's taxonomy places the organism in Eukaryota, Viridiplantae, Streptophyta, Magnoliopsida, Fabales, Fabaceae. The record is from RefSeq and is a predicted model, not a curated record.